Molecule: messenger RNA, 1248 nt
Organism: Pipistrellus nathusii (Nathusius's pipistrelle)
Lineage: Eukaryota; Metazoa; Chordata; Mammalia; Chiroptera; Vespertilionidae
Source: the annotation of a GenBank genome assembly
AUGGCAGAGAAGCGGGAUCGGGAUGAGUUGGCUCCCGGCCCUUCCGUGCUGUUUCUGCACCCAGACCUGGGCGUGGGCGGCGCCGAGCGCCUGGUGCUGGACGCGGCGCUGGCCCUGCAGGCGCGCGGAUGCAGCGUGAGGAUCUGGACCGCGCACUACGACCCGGGCCACUGCUUCGCCGAGAGCCGCGAGCUGCCGGUGCGCUGCGCCGGGGACUGGCUGCCGCGCAGCCUGGGCUGGGGCGGCCGCGGCGCCGCGCUCUGCGCCUACGUGCGCAUGGUCUUCCUGGCGCUCUACGUGCUGUUCCUCGGCGACGAGGAGUUCGACGUGGUCGUGUGCGACCAGGUGUCUGCCUGUAUCCCAGUGUUGAAGCUGGCCAGACGGCGUAAGAAGAUCUUGUUUUAUUGUCACUUCCCAGAUCUGCUUCUCACCCAGAGGGAUUCUUUUCUUAAACGUCUGUACAGGGCCCCGAUUGACUGGGUAGAAGAAUACACCACAGGUAUGGCUGACUGCAUCUUGGUCAACAGUCAGUUCACAGCUGCCAUAUUUAAGAAAACAUUUAAGUCCCUGUCUCACAUGGACCCCGCUGUCCUCUACCCAUCUCUGAAUGUUACCAGUUUUGACUCAGCGGUCCCUGAAAAGCUUGACGAUCUAGUCCCCAAGGGAAAAAAAUUCCUGUUCCUCUCCAUCAACAGAUAUGAAAGGAAGAAAAACCUGACUCUGGCACUGGAAGCCCUCGUAGAGCUGCGUGGAAGACUGACAUCCCAAGACUGGGACAAGGUCCAUCUGAUUAUGGCGGGUGGUUACGAUGAGAGAGUCAUGGAGAAUGUGGAACACUAUCAGGAGCUCAAGAAAAUGGCCCAGCAGUUUGACCUUGACCAGUCUGUGACCUUCCUGCGGUCUUUCUCGGACAAACAGAAAAUCUCACUCCUCCACGGCUGCACCUGCGUGAUUUACACACCGAGCAAUGAGCACUUUGGCAUCGUCCCCGUGGAGGCCAUGUACAUGCAGUGCCCCGUCAUUGCUGUUCAUUCCGGUGGGCCCUUGGAGUCCAUUGUCCACAGCGUCACAGGGUUUUUGUGUGAGCCUGACCCCAUGCACUUCUCAGAAGCCAUGGAGAAGUUUAUCAAGGAACCUUCCUUAAAGGUCACCAUGGGGCUGGCUGGCAGAGCCAGGGUGAAGGAAAAGUUUUCCUCGGAAGCAUUUACAGAACAGCUUUACCAAUAUGUCACCAAACUGCUGGUAUAA